AUGUCAACCUCUAAGGAUGGAAAUAAUCAUAAAGGACCUAGUGUGGUCACCGUUGAUGCUUCUCCUCAUGUGCUUGUGGUUGAUGAUUCCCUUGUUGAUCGUUGUGUUGUUUCCAUGGCCUUAAAAUGCUCUAAUGUACGAGUGACUGCAGUGGAAGGUCCCAAGCAAGCCCUUAAGUUCUUGGAUGUGGAACAUGAUGUGAAGAUGAUUGUGACAGAUUACUGUAUGCCAUAUAUGAUUGGCUAUGAUCUGCUUAUGGAAGUGAAGAAAUCACCCAAGCUGAGGCACCUCCCAGUGGUGAUUGUAUCCUCGGAUAACAUCCCUGAAAGGAUCAAAAUGUGCUUGGAUGGAGGAGCAAUGGAGUACAUCCUGAAGCCUGUCAAAGUUGCUGAUGUACCUCGCAUUUUGAGCUACAUAUGA
Molecule: messenger RNA, 420 nt
Organism: Phragmites australis (common reed)
Lineage: Eukaryota; Viridiplantae; Streptophyta; Magnoliopsida; Poales; Poaceae
Product: two-component response regulator ORR12-like
Exons: 5
Coding region: 1-420 (139 amino acids)
Biological process (GO): cytokinin-activated signaling pathway; phosphorelay signal transduction system
Source: RefSeq, a predicted model, not a curated record